Molecule: messenger RNA, 1380 nt
Organism: Haliotis rubra (blacklip abalone)
Lineage: Eukaryota; Metazoa; Mollusca; Gastropoda; Lepetellida; Haliotidae
Product: mucin-3A-like
Exons: 2
Coding region: 1-1380 (459 amino acids)
Source: RefSeq, a predicted model, not a curated record
AUGGCGCUCAUUGUUGGUUAUGCGUCCAGGCCCUUUGUGUAUGUGUUUUCAGAUGCUGUUAACACCUGUUUGAUCUCACAAACAACCACCUAUGCCUCACCAACAACCUGCCUGAUCUCACAAACAGCCACUUAUGCCUCACCAACAACCUGCCUGAUCUCACAAACAGCCACCUAUGCCUCACCAACAGCCUGCCUGAUCUCACAAACAGCCACUUAUGCCUCACCAACAACCUGCCUGAUCUCACAAACAGCCACCACCUAUGCCUCACCAACAACCUGCCUGAUCUCACAAACAACCACCUAUGCCUCACCUUCACAAACAACCUGCCUGAUCUCACAAACAGCCACUCGCUAUGCCUCACCCAACAACCUGCCUGAUCUCACAAAACAGCCACUUAUGCCUCACCUUCAGUCAACCUGCCUGAUCUCACAAACAGCCACCAUAUGCCUCACCAACAGCCUGCCUGAUCUCACAAACAGCCACUUAUGCCUCACCAACAACCUGCCUGAUCUCACAAACAGCCACCUAUGCCUCACCAACAACCUGCCUGAUCUCACAAACAGCCAUUUAUGCCUCACCUUCAGCCUGCCUGAUCUCACAAACAGCCACCUAUGCCUCACCAACAACCUGCCUGAUCUCACAAACAGCCACUUAUGCCUCACCAACAACCUGCCUGAUCUCACAAACAGCCACUUAUGCCUCACCAACAACCUGCCUGAUCUCACAAACAGCCACUUAUGCCUCACCAACAACCUGCCUGAUCUCACAAACAGCCACUUACGCCUCACCAACAACCUGCCUGAUCUCACAAACAGCCACUUACGCCUCACCAACAACCUGCCUGAUCUCACAAACAGCCACUGCCUCACCACCAACAACCUGCCUGAUCUCACAAACAGCCACUUACGCCUCACCAACAACCUGCCUGAUCUCACAAACAGCCACUUACGCCUCACCAACAACCUGCCUGAUCUCACAAACAGCCACACCAACAACCUGCCUGAUCUCACAAACAGCCACUUACGCCUCACCAACAACCUGCCUGAUCUCACAAACAGCCACUUAUGCCUCACCAAACAGCCACUUAUGCAGCCUGCCUGCCUGAUCUCACAAACAGCCACUUAUGCCUCACCAACAACCUGCCUGAUCUCACAAACAGCCACUUAUGCCUCACCAACAGCCUGCCUGAUCUCACAAACAGCCACCUAUGCCUCACCAACAACCUGCCUGAUCUCACAAACAGCCACCUAUGCCUCACCAACAGCCUGCCUGAUCUCACAAACAGCCACCUAUGCCUCACCAACAACCUGCCUGAUCUCACAAACAGCCACUUAUGCCUCACCUUCAGCCUGCCUGAUCUCACAAACAAACACCUAG